Molecule: messenger RNA, 1069 nt
Organism: Poecilia reticulata (guppy)
Lineage: Eukaryota; Metazoa; Chordata; Actinopteri; Cyprinodontiformes; Poeciliidae
Source: RefSeq, a predicted model, not a curated record
AUGGCGAAGGCGGGGCUAGGUCCCUGCUUGGAAGCAACAGCUUGGAAGCAGCUUCACAGAGCUUUCGCCUCUGUGAGCGGCUCGGGGUUUGUAGUCUCUGAAGAUGGCUGGAUUCUGACUAACGCCCACGUACUGAAGAACAAGCAGCGGGUGAAGGUUGAGCUGAGAAACRGUGUGCAUUACGAAGCCGCGAUCAAGGAUGUGGAUGAGCAGAUGGAUGUUGCCCUCAUCAAAAUUGGGCCAGAUGGUCAGCUGGCCGUGCUGCCUCUGGGCCGGUCCUCAGAYAUGCGCCCUGGUGAGUUUGUGGUGGCGGUGGGAAGCCCCUUCUCGCUGCAGAACACUGUCACCGUCGGCAUCAUCAGCAGCGCUCACCGCAAAGGCCUGGAGCUGGGCUUCAAGGACUCUGACCUGGACUAUAUUCAAACUGACGCCAUCAUAAAUUACGGCAACUCUGRUGGACCACUUGUCAAUUUGGACGGAGAUGUAAUAGGCAUCAAUACCUUAAAGGUGACAGCCGGGAUCUCGUUUGCUAUCCCUGCAGACAGAAUACGUCAGUUUCUUGCUGACUUCCACAACAGGCAGCUAAACGGUGACCCAGAGCACAGAAAGAAAUUCUUAGGUGUCCGCAUGAUGCAGCUCACACCAUCUUUGACUGAGGAAAUCAGAGAACGUGUGGACAGAUUCCCAGACGUGAGUUCAGGGGUUUACAUUCAUGAAGUUAUUCCCGGAACAGCUGCAUCCAGUGCUGGGAUGAUGGAUCAUGAUGUCAUCAUCAGCAUCGAUGGGAGGCCGAUCUACACCAAACAGGAAGUCAGUGAGGCCGUCCAGAGUGGCGCUGCUUUCUCUGUGKUGGUGAGAAGGAAUGACGGGGACUUUCUGCUGACUGUCGUUCCUGAGGAGAAGGACUGACUCACACACUGCAGCUCAUUGGGUUUCAAUCCAAGGAACUUUAAUAUAAUUUAUUUGGUUGGGACAAUGCACAUUAAUUGACAUUUCUGUGAAUGUGCCACAGGCCAAGAGGCUAAUUCUGGCUCAUCUCCCAGAAUAGAAUAUCCUUUCCUUUUCUAGG